AUAGUUUAUCACCGCUCCAAUAUACUGAAUAAUAUCGCUUCCAUCGGUCAGCACAUUACUAUUAGCCUUGACCUUGUCCCUGCAUCGUUCGAUGACAGUCUAUCUCAUCUCAACUCCCCAGUGGAAGAGCACGCAGCUUCCAGGCGCCAAGUUUUAAAAAAGAGAGCUCAUUUUCAAUCCAAUCUUCAAGAGAAAGUGUCACUCGCUCGAUUCACUCUUUCACACUUGCGCCGAAUGUCUCCAAGGUCUAAAUUAGAUAUGCUUCUCCGAAUUUACCUGCCUCCCUCGAAUUCCUCUUUACCUCACGAUUUAUCCUCUCAUCUCUCAGGAAAGGAUGCGGCCGUUUUAGGCUCCAGUCGAUCUGAUCCCCCUAUUUCAUCUUCACUUUCUACUGAGGAAUAUUAUUUUGAGGUAGAAGAUAUCUACAGUCAAUUUUGUGAUGUCUUUGUUCGUCGCCUCGUACCUAUGAUAGCAGACAUCCUUUUUGAGGAGUCUUUGCGAUUAGUAAAGUCUAUUUCUCCGCAAGACUUACCUGGGUCAAAAACGUUGCUUCAAACUGACCUAUUCCUUCUCGAUUAUCCACAUCGGGUUGUUGACUUUGCACUGGCAGUAUCCUCGAAUUCGAUGGUUUGUGUCUGGAAGGAGCGAUUUAAUCAGCUCUUCAUUGAUUGUUUAUCAAUAUCAGCUGCCUACUAUGGCCUACCCUGUAUUAAACACCUUCUAUCCUGGCAUCAGAAAGGGACUUUGACAAAUAUUCUUAGAGAGGAGAGGAUCAAAUUACAUAUGCGUGUUCAUACAAACGAAACAGAAUGCCUGCGCGAACUGGAACUCGACGACAGACGCCGAGAGCUCGAUGUACUGGAAAUAUUCAGUAAGUCCAUUCAAGGUUGA
This is a messenger RNA of Protopolystoma xenopodis, 891 nucleotides long. NCBI's taxonomy places the organism in Eukaryota, Metazoa, Platyhelminthes, Monogenea, Polystomatidea, Polystomatidae. The record is from the annotation of a GenBank genome assembly.